This is a messenger RNA of Achroia grisella, 1656 nucleotides long. RefSeq names its product sorting and assembly machinery component 50 homolog A. The transcript is spliced from 11 exons. NCBI's taxonomy places the organism in Eukaryota, Metazoa, Arthropoda, Insecta, Lepidoptera, Pyralidae. Gene Ontology annotation, cellular component: SAM complex; outer membrane. The record is from RefSeq and is a predicted model, not a curated record. Bases 120 to 1514 code for a protein of 464 amino acids. Gene Ontology annotation, biological process: mitochondrial respiratory chain complex assembly; protein insertion into mitochondrial outer membrane.
UCAUCCGUCAUUCAUUCAUUCAUAAUUUUAUUUAUGUAAUUCAAAAUAGAAAUUCUAAAUUAUUAAUUAUAAAUUUAUAAUUUUACAAUUUAGUACAAAGUUAUAGUUAAGUGACCACAAUGGGUACCGUUUAUGCAAAGGCAGAGCAUGGCGAGAAGGAGGUGGGUGGUGGGUUAUUUGAAUUUGAGGAGCCCAUUGAGCUGGACGAGGACCCAAUACCAAAGCCUGCCAUCAAAUUAGGUGGUGUUCGGGCACGUGUAGACCGCGUGCACGUGGAUGGCUUAAACAGAACGAAAGAUGACGUCAUAAAGAGCACAGUGGACGAGCUGUUCCACGCCACAGACUUUGAGGAUGUCAUACUGAAGGCUCACAAGGUCCGCCGCGCUCUGGACUCGAUGGGGUGCUUCCGUGACAUUGGAGUACACAUCGACGUCUCGUCCGGACCCGGCGCCACGCCCGAGGGUCUCGAGGUGACGUUCCAAGUGAAGGAACUGUCGCGGAUAGUGGGCGGCGUGAACACGACGGUCAGCGAAAACGAAGGAAACCUAGUACUAGGUGUGAAGAUGCCGAACGUGCUGGGCCGCGGGGAGCGCGUGCAGGCCGAGUACAGUAUGGGCUACCGUAGCUCCUCCAACUUCAGCGUGGCCGCCACCAAGCCCUACCCGCAGAAGCCGCUCGUGCCAGUUAUCACGGCAACAGUGUACCAACAGAACCACGAGUACCCGUGGUCCGGGUACCGGCUGCUCGACCGCGGCCUGCUGCUCGACCUCGCGUUUAGGACUUCGCCCGCGACAACACACAACCUGCAGUGGGAGGGGCUCGUGCGGGAUACCUCAGUGCUCAGUAAAACAACCAGUUUUAAAGUCCGAGAGAGCAGCGGUCCGCAGAUGAAGUCUGUGGUACGUCACAUGGUGGGCGUGGACCACCGCGACGACCCAAUCUUCCCGACGCGCGGCGCCAGCGUGCAGUUCACCAGCUCGCUGGCCGGGCUCGGAGGCGGCGUCGCGCAUCUCAAGACCGAGCUCACUGCGCAGGCGCACGCGCCCCUCACCCGCCACCUGGUGGUGAGCGUGGGGUGCGCGGCGGGGGUGCUGCACGACAUGUUCGGCACGGAGCUGCCCGACCGGCUGUUCCUGGGCGGCCCCACGUCGCUGCGGGGCUUCGGGCAGCGGGGGGUCGGGCCGCACCACCACCGGGUCGCCACCGGCGGCCGCGCCUACUGGGCGGGGGCGCUGCACGUGUGGGCUCCGCUGCCGUUCGUGUCGGGCCGCAGCCCCGUGGCCGGACUCUUCCGCUCGCACCUGUUCCUCAACGCCGGCAGCCUCGCACCGCCAGAGGCGGGCGCGGGGUGGCAGGCGCUGGCGGAGGCGCGGGUGGCGGCGGGCGCGGGGCUGGCGCUGCGCCUCGGACGCGCCGCGCGCCUCGAGCUCAACUACUGCCUGCCGCUGCGGGCCCGCCCCGGGGACCACACCGCGCCGGGGCUGCAGUUCGGGGUCGGCGCAAACUUCCUCUAGGCCCACACCCGCCACCCGCCACCCGCCUCACGACUGCUGCAGGUAAUGUUCAGGCCGCACACUGUCCCCUCGACUACUAUCGGUAAUGUUCUAGCCGCACACUGUCCCCUCGACUACUACCGGUAAUGUUCUAUCCGCACAC